Molecule: messenger RNA, 1011 nt
Organism: Suillus fuscotomentosus
Lineage: Eukaryota; Fungi; Basidiomycota; Agaricomycetes; Boletales; Suillaceae
Product: cytochrome P450
Exons: 11
Coding region: 1-1011 (336 amino acids)
Molecular function (GO): iron ion binding; heme binding; monooxygenase activity
Source: RefSeq, a predicted model, not a curated record
AUGACAGCGGGAAGCAUAAUUGUAGCCGUGACAUACGGAGACCUUGCUGACGGCAAUGAAGGCUCAUACCUUGCCUGCGCGCACGUACUAGCUGAUCUUGUACAACAUAUUGUUACCCCUAAAAAGGCUGCCAUGUUCACAACCUUUCCUUUCCUCGAAAAGUUGCCGUCUUGGUGCUUCAGUGCACAUUCACUGAUAGGACACAGUAGAGAAUUAUCUCAACACCUUUUGAAUGAGCCCUUCAACGAAGUGAAGGCACAGGUGGCAAAUGGCACUGCUUCACGCUCAUUAAUCACUGACUUUCUCAGCCAACCCCACGAUGAUGCUGACAAAGAUAUAAUGAAGCCUGUUGCGUUCACAGUAUAUAUGGCUGGCAUGGAAACUAGUGCAACCAUAUUGCAGACAUUCUUGCUGGCUAUGGUGCUCUAUCCUGACGUCCAAGUCCGGGCUCGUGCAGAAAUUGAUCAAGUUGUGAGGCAUGAUAAAAUGCCGUGCCUUAAUGACAGGGCGUCCCUGCCCUAUCUUGAUGCCAUUCUCUGCGAGGUCAUGAGGUGGUAUCCUCCCACCCCCCUAGGAGUUGCACAUGCAACUGCAAAUGAUGAUAUUUACGAUGGGCACUCUAUACCCAAAGGUACAAUAGUAAUGGUCAAUCAGUGGGCACUGUCUCGGGAUGAAGACAUAUUUCCCGAUGCAUCGCGCUUCGAUCCUAGUUGCCAUCUAACUGUUGACAGGAAGCUGAAGAACCCUUUCAUCAACCAUUUUGCCUUUGGUCAUGGCAGGUGUAUUUGUCCUGGUCGUUGGUUUGUAGAGUACAGUCUGUGGACUGCAGCUGCUUCCAUACUUGCUGUUUUGUGCAUCGACCAUGCCAAAGACUCAAAUGGAAACAGGAUUGAGGUGAAGCCGGAGUACACUACUGGCUCAUUGAUUCGCCCCGCACCAUUUCACUGCUUGUUUGAAAGCAUUAACACAGCGAGAGAAGGACACCUUCGAGCGAUGAUGAAUUCAGAGUAG